Sitodiplosis mosellana (orange wheat blossom midge) is the source of this 1060-nucleotide messenger RNA. RefSeq lists its product as uncharacterized. Bases 132 to 866 code for a protein of 244 amino acids. The transcript has 5 exons. The record is from RefSeq and is a predicted model, not a curated record. NCBI's taxonomy places the organism in Eukaryota, Metazoa, Arthropoda, Insecta, Diptera, Cecidomyiidae.
AGCAGAUAUUGCCCACAUCCUUAUCAACUUUUCAGUCAGUAUUUUAGGAGUGCAAAAGAUUUGAAGGUGUAUCAGUUUGUUCUGUUUGCUCUUCAAAGAAACACACAACGAAUCGUCCAACAUUCAGCAGGAUGAAGCUCCUUUUAUUAGUUACUGUCAUUGGCUUUGCCCAGCUAUGUUCGAGUGCUCCAGCAACAACUAAAAACGAAUCUUCCACUGGAAGUUGGGAAGCGAAGUAUUUAGAAAUUUCGGAAAGAUUGAAAGUGAUUCCGGGUGUCAAUUUACAAAGGGUUGAUGAGCUAAUUCAUAUUACGAAGAAAACUGAUGGCUCUAAUCCAUUCAGUGUUGUAGUGGAAAGCACGGCGCGUUACUACAGCCUGUUAUUUGACCUAGACUUUGCAAAGGUGAAUCAAAGCAUGUUUGAAUUGGAGAGGGAUUUUCAUGGUUUUGGCAGAGAUAUUCCAACCGAAAAUCGAACUUUCUCUGAGUGUUUCGGAGAUUACUACUCCAAAACAUUACUGAAUGAAUCCCCAAAAGAAUUUGAAUCAAAGAUAGAAGAGAUUUUUCAACAAUUGAAGAGCGCAUUAACGAAGGGAGUGGAGGCUUCAAAAGCAAGAAAAAUUGAUUACUAUUUACAAACAUUUCAAAAUUUAUUGGCAAAUUUUGGAAAGGAGGGGGAAACGGCAAGGCUAAUGGACUUUUUUGUAUUCACCUAUCAUAAUGGCGCCGGUGUAUCCGAACGUGCUGCCUGUGGUGUUGCGGCAGAAGUAUUCGAAUGGAGAUUCGAUUGCACUAAAUAUGCAAAUGAAGAAAAAGGCGAUUCGGAAGCAGAAAACGGUGAAAAUCAAUCGGAAAACCAGAUAUAGCAUCAAACAAGCUGACAAUAAAUAGUUUUGUUUUAAAAAAAAUUUGUAUUUGGCUAAAAAAAAUUAUUCUAACGAAGUUCAAACAAACAAAGCACUCUCAAUCAUUUUUUUCAUUUUCAAAGAUUUUAAACCUGUUUUAUAUAACAAUUGUUGCCACAAUUUCUUUAAUAAACGAUCCUUCUUCCCAUAAUUUA